Molecule: messenger RNA, 2786 nt
Organism: Hermetia illucens (black soldier fly)
Lineage: Eukaryota; Metazoa; Arthropoda; Insecta; Diptera; Stratiomyidae
Exons: 4
Coding region: 1004-1885 (293 amino acids)
Source: RefSeq, a predicted model, not a curated record
CUCUCUCUGCGCCGCACCCGUUUCUUCUAAAACACAUUUUCCUGACAGCUCCCGUGUAGUACAUAGCUCUCUUUCUGCCCUACACAGUUAUCGUUCUUUGUCAUCGCAGCCGUGUGCAUUGUGCGUGUGGGUUUUUCAUGUUCAGUUCGUGUCGCUUUGUUGCCAGCGCGCUUUCUCCGUUUCGACAGAGGUCCUCACUUCUUUCCGUGAAAACGCAAUAUCGAGAAAACUGAUUUCGUGACCGCGAAGAAGUUUGAGGAUUUUGGAAAGACGGCGUCUGCGAUGAGUUGCGUGCAGCGUGAAUCGGUGGAAGUGGUUUCGUUUCCCGGCCAUACUCCCUGUUUCGUAAGUUUAUAGUAGAAAAUGAAAAAAUCGCCAAAUACUCGGACAUUUCUGCACACGCACACUCGCACCCGAUGCCAGUCGCGACGCUGUCAUUUAUAAAGUGAUGAAAAUUUGAGUUUUUUCUUUCCUGUUUAUUUUCCGUUCUCUGAAGCGCGGAGACGAGUUGUGAUAACCGAAAAGCGAAACCCAGAUCGAAGGGAGCGCGCGAAUCGGGUUUGUCAGAAACAAAGCUGUUUAUUCAGUUCGGUUCCGAGCUCCGUCCGCCAGCUGCCCGCAACUUCCACAUUUUCGUUUGCAUCGACGUUCAGCGCCUAACGUCCCGUCCUCUGUCAUUCUCUUGUUUUCGUGUGUGCAGUGACGUUUGCCAACUGCUCUUUUUCGGGGCGCUGUGCACUUUCAAGGGCCAACGAAGUAUUCUAAGCCAGGCACCACGGCAGAAUCCAGCAAUCACGGCCAGUCGCAGUAAAAAGUGUUGGCGGAACUCGCGUCAUCCCAGGACGACGACGUCGCUCCGCAUCCGCCGAGCCUUUUGCCAGGACCUGCCGCGGCCACGAGGAAGUGUUGUCCGUCUCGCAUCUUCAGCACCAUUCUACGCUUCCUCUGGCUGAUCUUCCGCUGCCUAAAGGUUUUUAUAGCUCGGCUCCGCUUGGUGCCGGGCAUGGCAUCGAGUUGCUGCGGCACAAAAAAACAGAAAUUGAAUAAUUAUACGAACACUAACGGUAACGUAACUACAACAAUGUCCGGCGGAUCUUCAAGCGGCUAUUCGGGGAUGCAUUCGAAUCAUCAUUCGCAUCAACAUCAUCGCCACCAGCAGCACGGCGACGAACAACACCGCGGCGGCUCUUCUUCAGCGAUGGGACUGACGAACGGCCAUCACGGGCAGCAGCUCAACGGGAUCUGUCGCCCCAUCUGCAAUGGCUACGGCGACCAGGAGCAGAUUGCCAUCCCUGAUAUGUGUUUCUUUUGCUUCGAGGUGCUUUACUGUGAACUCAACAACAUCGACGGACCAGCAGAGCCGCGCUUCACCAAUGAUCCCUAUCCGUUAUUCGUCACAUGGAAAAUUGGCCGAGAUAAACGUUUGCGUGGAUGCAUUGGAACAUUCACUGCGAUGCAUCUUCAUGCUGGCCUUAGAGAAUAUGCCAUAACUAGUGCUCUAAAAGAUUCUAGAUUCUCGCCCAUAACGCGUGAUGAGUUUCCAAGACUGACCGUAUCUGUUUCAAUUCUCCAGGGCUUCGAAGAAGCUCGCGGCUAUUUAGAUUGGACCUUAGGAAUCCACGGAAUUAGAAUAGAAUUUUUAAAUGAGCGUGGGUGUAAGCGGACAGCUACUUAUUUGCCUCAAGUUGCAACCGAACAAGGCUGGACACAAACGGAAACAAUAGAUUCACUACUCCGGAAGGGUGGCUAUCGUGCAGCAAUCACUCCAGAUAUGCGUAAAUCAAUUAAAUUAACACGUUAUCGUUCGCAAGAAAUACAAAUGUGUUACAACGAAUAUCGUGAGAUAUUAGAACGUCAGGCGCAGUACGGAAAAGUGCAAUGCUAGCGACAAAUCAACUAAAAUAAUUUUAAUAGUAUAACCCGGUUUACACUUCAAGAACUUCAAAGUUUAAAUGAUUACAUGAGGAUUCAUACAGAACAAAAAUAAUUGACGAAUCAAUUUGACAUUAGUUUUAACUGAAAAAGUCCAAUAAUUUACAGUGGGAGUAAACUAGCAUGAAAUUAGAGAAUGAAGGAACUAGCCUAUCCCCCUCAAACAAACAUUGCUUUGUUGAAUUUCAUUUUAUUUAGUUUGGAUUGCUUUCAAAUGUUUUAUAUUUUCGUUGGUGUUCUUUUUUUCAUGCAAUUUAUUUGCAUUUGAUUUUUAACCAUUUUAGCAAAUAGAAAAACGUAAAUUUAUUUUAAGAAAGGCAUACGCUGGUAUCUGGAAUCUUUAACAAGAAAUGGAUUGCUUAACUAAGCGAAAACAUAUUAGAAAAGUUAAGAGAUGAUUGUAAAUGGUUUUGCAGAAUGUCAGCUUUUAUCUGAAUGUAUGAUUUCGAGUAAACCAUAUAUGGAUGAUCUAAAAUCUCAACGUUAUGAUAAUUUUGAGACAUUCCAGCUGUAGAGAAUUUCCAAGAAUAUUUGUUUGAAACGGCACUAUUUUCUGAAUCAAUUAAAUGCCAGUUUUAAUAUAGACUUAAUCGCAAUCAGUUGCUAAGUUAACGUCUGGCAAUCAGCCAGACAACGAGACGCCGAUGAAUUAAUCGAACGUUGAGAGCUUCUGUCUUCUUGGGAUUCUGCAAUAUCAUAGCCUUUGUCACUUCUCAUCAAAAAGUUCUCUGUUAUAAGUUUUAUUUUUCUUUACAAUUUAACAUUUUUGCUGGAUUUCCUUUUAACUUCGAAAUAAUUAUACCUAAAACUGUACGAGAAAAUCGGAAAGAAAAAACUGGUUUUUGUCUCAUAAA